This is a messenger RNA of Elaeis guineensis (African oil palm), 1182 nucleotides long. Its product is annotated as nuclear transcription factor Y subunit C-4. The record is from RefSeq and is a predicted model, not a curated record. Gene Ontology annotation, cellular component: nucleus. Gene Ontology annotation, biological process: regulation of transcription by RNA polymerase II. Gene Ontology annotation, molecular function: DNA-binding transcription factor activity, RNA polymerase II-specific; RNA polymerase II cis-regulatory region sequence-specific DNA binding; protein heterodimerization activity. Lineage: Eukaryota; Viridiplantae; Streptophyta; Magnoliopsida; Arecales; Arecaceae.
UCUUUGCUCCUUAAUUUCUCUGUCGUUCUCUUGUUCUCUCUAGAGUUUCCAAGAGGGCCACCAGUACUGUUCAUCUUCUAAAAGAUUUGAUCAAUUCAGUUGAGCCUGAGAAGUUUGAUCCACACCAUUUUGUGCUGCUUUAUCAUUGGUUCAUUGGAUGUCUUGAGGUUUUGGGCUCAAUCCUUGUGAACAUUUUCGAUCCUUGACGUUUUGUGAUCAAACAAUCAUGCAAUCAAAAUAUCUAGGGGUCACUCUGGUCAUGGAACAGCCCACACAGCCAUCUCAGCCUGUGAUGGGAGGUGUACCAUCUGCUGCCCAAUCAGCAUAUACUUCUCCUUACCAAUCUGCUGCCAUGGUUACCGGAGCUCCAGCGGUAAUCGGAGCCAUGCCACCCGGCAUUCAACUGGCAUCAACAUUCCCCACCAACCCGCACCAGCUUGCAUACCAAAUCCAACAGAAGCAUCAGCAGCUCCAAGCCUUCUGGGCCACACAAAUGGCAAACAUAGAACAAAGCACUGACUUCAAGAACCACAGCCUGCCUCUCUCUAGGAUAAAGAAAGUCAUGAAAGCUGAUGCGGAUGUCAAGAUGAUCUCAGCUGAGGUUCCUGUGAUAUUUGCAAAGGCGUGUGAGAUGUUCGUACUGGAGCUCACACUAAGAUCAUGGAAUCAUGCUGAGGAGAAUAGAAGAAGAACACUACAAAAAAAUGAUAUAGCUGCUGCCGUAGCAGAGACCGACAUAUUUGACUUCCUUGUUGAUAUCAUUCCCAGGGCUGAAUCAAAGGAAGAAGGCUCCAGGAUUGCAAGUGCUGCUUUGCCAGCCAUAAGUGCUCAGGCCAACUCAAUGCCCUACUAUUAUGUACCACCACAGGAUCUAGUAACAGGCGCAGAGAUGAUCAUGGGGGAGCCUGGUGAUCAAUCAUCCACAGGAGCAAUGUAGACUGUAGUUGUUUACAUGUGGCAGCAGCCGGAGCAGCUGAACAUUUGAAAUGGUUUAGAAUGCUAGUUUUUUUUUUUGGUUUCUACAGAUAUAGGGAGGAACAUUGUUAGAUGGAAUUGCGUGGUACCUUAUGUGUCAGUACAAGUAGUUGAGCUUUUAGUAGACCUCUUUUCAGUUGGGUUGGAGGCGAAGCAAGAAAAAACCUUGGCUCUUGCAUGCAGAUGAUAAGAGAACAACUUUGUGAA